GGCGGAAGUGAGGCCAGUGACGUCACUCCCACAAUGCCCCGCACAAUGGGGCCGCCGCGGCCUGGGCCGGAGCCUCGCCUGGCGGGGCCCGGGGGAACGGGGUAGCUCUGAAACCAGCACAGAUGGCUGAGCUUGUUCAGAGGGAAAGAAGCAAAUACCUGGAGAAAUCGACAGAGACUUUCGGAAUGUGUGUGCAGCUCUGACACAGGACAUAGAGAACAUUUAUCUUUUCCAGCACCCAUCCCAUACAGAGGUGAAAUAUUUGCAGUCUUAGACAUCUACAAAGCAAGACCACUCUGAAACACAGGAUUUGUGCAUCUUGAAGGAUGAUGACGUUUUGCUGUUGAAGCAGUUUGGUCACUGAGGGUUCCAACUGAAACUGCACCCAGACAACAUCACAGUGAGACAUCUGCAGGCUUGAGUUCUGCUUGACAUGGCCACGUCGUUCUAGGCCUGCCAUGACGGCAUUUUUUCCCACUGUUCCCAACUGGAUUCAAGAUGCAAAGCAGGAGGAGGAUGAGACAGGCUGGAAAUUAGUUCCCAGGCCAAGAGGUGAAGAGACUGAAAGUCAGGGAAAAUGCCAAUGUGAAAUAUCAGAGACCUCCUUCACUAAUGUGGACAAGCUGAGAACUCAUACACUUUCUCAUACUGAGCAGAGACCGUACAACUGCCCUCAGCUGCACUGUGGCAAAGCCUUUGCUUCUAAGUACAAGCUGUAUAGGCAUAUGGCCACUCACUCUGCUCAGAAGCCUCAUCAGUGCAUGUACUGCGAGAAGAUGUUUCACCGGAAAGAUCACCUUCGCAACCACCUGCAGACCCACGAUCCCAACAAGGAGGCCCUCCACUGUCCCGAGUGCGGCAAGAACUACAACACAAAGCUCGGCUUCAGGCGACAUCUGGCCAUGCACGCAGCUGCCAGCGGCGAUCUCAGCUGCAAGGUGUGCCUCCAGACAUUUGAAAGUACCCAAGUCCUGCUGGAGCACCUCAAAGCCCAUUCUAGACGAGCUUCUGGCGGAGCGAAGGAGAAGAAGCAUCCGUGUGACCACUGCGACAGGCGCUUCUACACCCGGAAAGAUGUGCGGAGACACUUGGUCGUGCACACGGGGCGGAAGGACUUCUUGUGCCAGUACUGUGCUCAGAGGUUUGGGCGGAAGGAUCAUCUGACCAGGCACAUGAAGAAAAGCCACUCCCAGGAACUGCUGAAGAUUAAGACAGAGCCAGUUGACAUGCUGGGUCUUCUAAGCUGCAGCUCAUCUGUAGCGGUAAAAGAAGAGCUGAGUCCCGUCCUGUGUAUGGCAUCCAGAGACAUGAUAGGUGGUAAGAGCUUCCCUGGCAUGUUGCCUGUGGGCAUGUACAGUACGCAUCUCCAAACCAUGCCAAGCUCAGGGAUGCCCCAUUCUUUGGUUCCCAAUUCUCUUCCAAUGGGAAUGAGUUAUCCUCUGGAGUCGUCUUCUCCUAUCUCUUCCCCACCGCAACCUCCUCCAAAGUAUCAGCUUGGAUCUACCUCAUAUUUGCCUGAGAAACUACCCAAAGUAGAGGUGGACAGCUUCUUGUCAGACUUCCCUGGCAGCCUGUCUCUCUCAUCUGGUGAGCCUCAGUCCUCUUCACCUCAGCCACCCCCUUUGGAUGAGGCUUUGCUUUCCAAGAGCCCUGCUAACCUUUCAGAGGCUCUCUGUGCUGCUAACAUGGACUUUUCUCAUCUUCUCGGCUUCCUCCCCCUAAAUCUUCCUCCUUGCAAUCCACCUGUAUCUUCAGGGGGAUUGGUCAUGGGCUACUCACAGGGGGAGACGCAGCCACUGCUUUCCACUUUGCAACAUCAACCUCAAGAAUCUCCUGGAGCUGGGGCCUCGCUGAACUUUGGGCCCCUUCAUUCGUUGCCCCCUGUCUUCACCUCAAGCUUGAGCACAACCACGCUGCCACGUUUCCACCAGGCAUUCCAAUAAGCUGAACAUAGCACUGGAGAACAGAUCUUUCAGUCACCCUUUUGUGGAGAGCCUUAAAAACGCACAACUCUUACUUCCCUUUGGGGUCUGAAAGCUUUGCAAAGCUGAUUCAGACAGGAGGUUUCUGAUCUCUGGCAGGAGCACUUGUAGACUUGAACAGCAGAUAUUCCCGUGCCAGUCUCAGUCCUGUACAGCGAGAAGUUUUCAUCUAAUAGACUGGAUAUAUUUUAUCUAAUUUUUAAAUCUGUGAAUCAGGAGCCACACUUAGCACUGACCUUCCCCGAGAUCCUGGAGCUAUGUUCCUCUUUGUGGGGAGGGACUGUCUCUGAGAAGGAGUUGAGACUCUUUCAUCUCGGGCUAAACGUUUGAAGAGUCCAGCUUCCAUUUCAUGUUAUCACACUGCUAUUCUGGCAAAGCAGCUAAUACCUUCACAUGGAGAAGAAGUCAGGAUACCCACCCUGUAUGAAGCCAAUGGGGAAGAGGGUGUCCUUCCCCACUACCUCUCAUCCUCUCACCUAAUACAGCUUACUCCACCGAAUACAGAUGACUCCACAUCAGUGUUAAGCAAAUGACCGUUUACAUACAGAAUUCAGACACGUCACCUCAUUCUUCUUUGCGGAGCCUUUAGGUUACAGCGAACAUUGUUUACACAACGCAGUUCUGUUUCCACCAUUACAAGAAGUAGGAGGCACCAGAAUACACUGGCCUUAUAUCUGGUGUAGCUAGAACACUGUUUACACGACGAAGUCAGGUUGCACUGAUUUCUCUUCACGUAUCACAUUUUUCCCCCAUGGGGAAAUACAUUGCUUUUUGGACCACUUCAGCCUCUGCCACUGUAGGCAGCAGCUUCCUGCGUAUUUUCUCUGACUAUCCACGUGUCAAGGGGAUGGAGCAGCUUGCAGAACUCAGCUUAUGUUUGUGGUGUAUGUAUAGAGCCCUUUUAAAUAUCUCCCACAGGCAAACAGAUCGUGCAUCUGUUCUGGAAACCAAAGCAUGAGAAAAGGCUGGGCUAGGAGGUGGGGACCCACAGCGCCGAGUCUUGUCCUACCAGGCAGGGAUGAGAACAAGCUUUGUUUCCUUUUAUAAACCACAGCCGUGCAGCGAGGUCAGUACCUUUUGUCUUACCCAUGAAGCAGUCUCAAGAGAUAGUUUUUUUUUUUUUUUUUUCAACCUGUCCUAGGGUGAAGACAUCUUGGAAUUGGGAGGAAAAAUUGGUCCCAGCUUCAUUUACCCUGUCCAUGUAUUUGAAGCAUUUUUCCCGACUCUGAGUUCUAACAAAUGCUGAGAGGUUAGGCCUCCAGUCACUCUUUCACUUAGAAUUUGGUCCCACUGGCCUUUUUGUUCUCUGCUUAAGCCUCACCUCCAGAAAUUUAGUCCUGCUUCUCCUGCUCCCAGUCCCACCUCCCAAAUCCUUCCCUACCUACUGAGCAGAAGGGCUGUGCUGCUAAGUGGCAGCAAGCUGCUGGGUGUCAUUUAGCAUUUCUAUGGUCUCCUGCUCUCGCUUUCCUGGGCACUGGCGUUGAAGGAACGUGGAUGUCGUUCUCGCUGGACAUUAGUACCUGUUUCUGGUUAUAGACACACGGAUCUUCAUACCUCAGCAUGCAGGAACCGCUGUAGGCCAAUGUCAACCAGGAAAUCUGUCAGUAUGGUUCUCUAUAAAUCUAGGAAAUGCAAAAUCCACCUAAUCUACCUCUACUCUGUUAUCUCAGCUCUUUCAGUGAAGCCACGUACUGUCCUUGCUCACCUCCCCGGAGCACCCAUGUCAGUCAAUGCACGUGACCUUUUGCUGAGCCACCGAUCCCACAGCAUGCCAGCAGCCGUGCCUGUGCUUAUGGGCUUGUCCCCUUCCAUUUGACUGAAGAAUUUUAUUUUUAAUUUAGCUUAGUAAUUCUUCCCAGAAUGACUGUUUAGUGAUCCAUUGAUUCUCCAAAACAUAGAUCGGUUGUUUUAGGUUAGCCAGCGAUGCUGCAAACAAUACUUCUGUAUCAAAAUGUAAUAUAAGAUUUAUUUACCUCAGCAAUAUCCUGUGGCAAUGAUCCCCCUGGGUUAAAUGCAGUACUUCCUUUUCUCCACUCUAAAAUGUUGCCUUUCCAAGUUCAACGAGUGCCUUCUUGUUCUCUAACACAGAUAAGGUAAAUAGGGCAGCGCAGCAGUCUUCUGUUUACCAUCACUGAAUACCUCAGUCCCGCCCGCCUUCUGUUGCUUUUCUCCUUGCAAAUUAAAAGAGUUUCACGGUGUCACCAAUUAUAUGCAAGCCUUAACCCUGUCUUCAGUUAUAAGAGAGAUAAAUGGUCAGAAUGGAUCACUUACAGCAAGGAGUGUCAGAUUUAUGCAAUGCCACUGCACACCUUCUUUCCUUCCCGGCCUUCUUGCUUUCUGCCUGCCUUGUACUCUGAACAGACGUCAUCACUGGAAUUCCUCUAGCAGUGGUAGCGGAGCUUAGAGCCAGGCAUCUUCCUUCUACCAGUAGUCUGUCAAAGAAUAAAUGGAAUUCAUUUCACUAUCA
Molecule: messenger RNA, 4449 nt
Organism: Numida meleagris (helmeted guineafowl)
Lineage: Eukaryota; Metazoa; Chordata; Aves; Galliformes; Numididae
Gene: PLAGL2
Product: PLAG1 like zinc finger 2
Exons: 4
Coding region: 459-1943 (494 amino acids)
Molecular function (GO): DNA-binding transcription activator activity, RNA polymerase II-specific
Source: RefSeq, a predicted model, not a curated record